Messenger RNA from Cuscuta campestris, 605 nucleotides. NCBI's taxonomy places the organism in Eukaryota, Viridiplantae, Streptophyta, Magnoliopsida, Solanales, Convolvulaceae. The record is from the annotation of a GenBank genome assembly.
AUUAGCAGAGGUAAGAACCUCAGGGGCAUCAUUAGUGACAAUAGCAUAUGGAGCUAAGGGAGCAAAAGUAAGAUAAACCAGGGAUAACGGGAGUAAACCCAGCAGCAAUUACAGCUCCAAACUCCAACCCAUAUGUUGCCCAAGCAAUUCUCAAAGUUCUGGAUAUAUCAACAGCCCAAACCCAACACAAAAACCCUUAAAAUUCAGCAGCAUUCCGUGAGAAAAAGGCCACCUGUGAAGAGGUUGUCACUGUCCAAAUCACAGGAAAUAGCCUUAAUUUCAGCAGCACGUAAAUUUCAGUCCAUUGCAGGUCAAAACAGCGGCUCCAGCAAACCUUUUCAGUUCCAAUUUCCUGCCCAGGCACACAGCAAAGUAGUUGGGCAGGUUGGAGGUCAAAACAUCAGCUUUCCUAGGGGUAAUCCAGACAGUAGUUUUCCAAGAGUACAAACAUCAGGUCCAAACCAUUAUCACCCAUGGGCAUUGGACUGCUAGUGCAUUCAUAUGAAAUAUCAGACCAAAAUACCAAUUUAAUUUAACUGGCCACCACAUUGAACGAUCACAGGUCACGCACCAUAGCAAGCCAUCAAGAAAAAGCAACAGAAAUU